Messenger RNA from Salpingoeca rosetta, 1594 nucleotides. RefSeq lists its product as uncharacterized. Bases 351 to 890 code for a protein of 179 amino acids. The transcript is spliced from 6 exons. NCBI's taxonomy places the organism in Eukaryota, Choanoflagellata, Craspedida, Salpingoecidae. The record is from RefSeq and is a predicted model, not a curated record.
CCGUUGUUGUUUCAAGGGCAGUGGCGUAGUGCGCGCAAAACACCGAAACCAGAGGCAAGCAAGAAUCGCACAACAACAACAACCACUGACGCACGCACGUUUGAGUUGAGUUGGGUUGGCAUCCACAGCCACAGCCACGGCCAAAGCCACCAAAGCCACAACCACAUCAAAACCCACCACCUUCCACAACCACCUUCAUCCUAACAACGACCUCCCCACCGCCGCCUCUGUGUCAUAGAUCAGCUGCUUCAUCAGCACCAAAGAAGACAAUCUCUGUGCGUGCUUCAUUCACGUUGACCUCGCUCCGCUUUCGCGCCACUCGCUCGUUUGCACUGCCAGCAACACCAUCCAUGUCCAGCCCGCGCCCAGGAUUCGGCUCCUCCAGCCCGCGCGAUUCGAAAGCGGGAUCGCGCUUGGAAGCGUCCACUGCUCGCCCGCUCACGGACCCUACAAAGUACUCGCCGAAGCAGCACACUUUUGGCCACGAUGUCGGCUCCAAGCCAAGGAGCGUGCGAGGCACGCUCACCACGGGCAAGCGGCCCGAUCCUUUCGCCGUCAACAAAUCACUCAAGGAGGACAUUGCUGAUCGAGAGCUCCUGAACCACACGGCGCGGCUGGACGAGUUGUCGUGGAACAAACCGCAGACCUCGCAGAAGGUGUCGCCCUUUGGGUCGCAGCAGGACAGGUUCAAGGCCACCAUCACCCCGCCAAGCCCAUGCGUGGGCCACUAUGGUGUUGACGGCCCUGAGAAAUUUCUGAGCACAUACAAGACGCCGACAACAACAGGAUCAAAGGCCAAGCCCGCGUUUGGCGCCACCGCGCCACGUCCCGUCCUCGCAAAGCCCAAGACAACCCCAACCCCAUGCCCCGGAACGUACACAGUCCCGUGACCGCCAGCGAUAACAGCACGAUCACAACAACAUGCGCGCACGUGUGUUGAUCUGAUCGUCCACCUUCACUUUUCCUUUCUGUUCUUCAACGCGUUGCAUGUCAUCCCCUGAUCCCAUGUUCUCACCGUUUCUUUUUGUUCCCCUUGCGGCUGUUGAAUGACGCCCGCCCAUCACCAUCUCUACUCUCGUCACUGUCAUCACUAUCAUCGCCACAGCUGCACAUGUGUUCAUGUGAGAGCCGGCUCUCCCUUGACAUGUGCGCAGUGAAUGGCGAAAUGUGAUACUCAACGUUGCCGUCCACCACGCAUGUCUUGCACACACACACACACACACAAUGAGUUGAUUUCAUUGACAGUCGUUUUGCUUGCUUGUGCGCUUGGUUUGUUGCUUUCUUCCUUCGCUCGCCCCUCCUCCCUUGAUUAUUCUGUCGCCUCCUCUGCUUCCAACCCCCAACCCCAAACACACACACACACACACACGCGCGCGCGCUUGGUGUGAACGCGAUUGCACCUAUGCACGAAUCACAACAGCCUUUUGUUUUUCCUUAUUUCCACACGCGUCCACACAUGUGCGUGUGUGCACGUUAACGUCACGUCUGUCGAUGGAACGCAAAUGAAUAGCUGUGGUGGUUGUCCUUUAUUGCAUUUCGCACGCUGUGGCUUUGGGUGCUCCCAGCUCACACCAUUUUAAAAACAACAGGUCUC